UAUAAUGAAACCCCAAGGAUUUGCAAAUGACUGCUCAGUGUUUGAUUCCAGCUUCUGCUCUUCGUCUCUUCCCUCUUCGCUCAACGUCUCCUUCAAGGAUCGGAGUUACCGAUGAUGUCGCCGUGGAGUGUCGGAAUCUUUGCUUCUCCGUCACGACAAGACAAGGACGAUCAGUUCCCAUUCUUCGGGAUUGUUCCCUUCGGAUUCCUUCUGGGCAGUUGUGGAUGAUUCUUGGCCCCAAUGGCUGCGGCAAAUCUACCCUUUUGAAGAUCUUAGCUGGUCUAGUGAAUCCAACCAGUGGCACAGCCACUGUGAAGAGGCCGAAGAGUUUUGUGUUUCAGAAUCCAGAACAUCAGGUGGUCAUGCCUACUGUUGAAGCUGAUGUGGCAUUUGGUCUUGGGAAAUAUGACAUGACAGAAGAAGAAGUUAAAUCUAGGGUGAUAAAAUCUUUGGAAGCUGUCGGUAUGCGUGAUUAUAUGCAGAGACCUAUUCAAACUCUCAGCGGAGGCCAGAAACAACGGGUUGCUAUUGCUGGUGCUUUAGCUGAAGCAUGCAAAGUGCUUUUGUUGGAUGAGCUCACAACCUUCUUAGACGAGUCUGACCAGAUGGGCGUGAUCAAGGCGGUGAAGGAUCUGUUGAACGCGAACAAGGGUGGAGACGUUACAGCGUUAUGGGUGACUCAUCGGUUAGAGGAGCUCGAAUACGCAGAUGGAGCUGUGUACAUGGAGUACGGGAGAGUGAUCAAGCAUGGUAAUGCAGCAUCGAUCUCUGAUUUUAUCAAGGCAAAACAAUCUGAAUACAUUGAUCAAAUCAAUUCUUGAACGGUUGUGUUGUUCCCUUUCUUUUGGGCGAAAAAUGAAGCAUAUAAUCAUCAUGCAAGAUAUGGUUCUCUGUGGAAGCUUUUGUUCAUGUUUCAAUCUGCUGAUAAAGGUGUAUUGUUAGCUGUGGAUUUACCUUGGGAUUGACCUCCUUUCCCUUGAAGUUAUUUGUUAAGCUCAUGGAGUCGGAUAUUGUUGUAUUUACGAAGCUUCAGUACAAGUGAAUUUUCCGUUUUAUUUUAUUCA
Molecule: messenger RNA, 1064 nt
Organism: Tarenaya hassleriana
Lineage: Eukaryota; Viridiplantae; Streptophyta; Magnoliopsida; Brassicales; Cleomaceae
Product: ABC transporter I family member 10, chloroplastic
Exons: 6
Coding region: 27-821 (264 amino acids)
Biological process (GO): transmembrane transport
Cellular component (GO): membrane; chloroplast envelope
Molecular function (GO): ATP binding; ATP hydrolysis activity
Source: RefSeq, a predicted model, not a curated record